Messenger RNA from Thrips palmi, 1364 nucleotides. RefSeq names its product transmembrane protein 41A-like. Lineage: Eukaryota; Metazoa; Arthropoda; Insecta; Thysanoptera; Thripidae. The coding region runs from base 251 to 976 and encodes 241 amino acids. The transcript has 5 exons. The record is from RefSeq and is a predicted model, not a curated record.
GCCGCGUCAGUUCAUUGCCGCCCUCCAUUCAAAAUGUGGCGCGCCACACAUACUGAGAGCCUAGAGUAAAUUUCUCAUACCGUUUACGAACGCUGGCCGAGACUCGGAUUCACAUUCGCGUUCGCGUUGCAGCCGCCAAGCAGACGAACCGAGAACAACAAGACAUAACCAACUCUCUGAGUUACUCAGCAGCUGAACUUUCGGUGUUCUCCAGUUUCAAGGCCUCGCAACCUAUUUCCAAAGUGCAGGCAUGGCUAGCAUCUGGCUACUUGUUCCCCUGUUGUCGGCGGCCACCGCGUGGAUGUACUUUUUGACGCUCAUCGCGCCCUCCGUUCCCUCAGAGAAGACGAACACCACUUUAAAGUUUCCGGGCAAUCUUGAGGAGCUCCAAGGUAUUGCUCAACUCAUUCGAAUGUACUACGAAGUGAACUGGAUUUACGUACUUGUUUUGUACAGUAGCGCAUAUAUCUACAAGCAGACAUUUGCUAUUCCAGGGACUGUUUUUUUGAAUGUUCUUGGAGGAGCUUUAUUUGGAGUUGUUGUCGGAUUCCCACUCUGCUGUUUCCUCACUGCCACAGGAGCAUCAUGUUGUUACCUUCUAUCAGCAGCCUGUGGUCAAGACAUUGUGCAGAAAUAUUUUCCGAAUCAAUUGAAGAAUUUUCAAGAUAAGGUUCAAAGAAACUCACACCAACUUCUGUACUAUCUGCUCUUUCUUCGAAUGUUUCCCAUGAGUCCAAACUGGCUGAUCAAUGUGAUUGCCCCAUUGGUUGGUGUUCCUCUUCCAUUGUUCUUCUUCACUGUUUUAUUUGGUCUUGGCCCAUACGUACUUGUCUGCACACAAGCAGGAGUCAUCUUAUCAACCCUGACAUCAUUAGAACAACUUUUCUCAGUGAAGACAGCCCUACAAAUGGCACUGCUGGCACUGGCCGCAUUAACACCUUCCUUCGUUUUCAGGAAAACACAGACUGUAAAUUAAGAACAGAGUAGUGCAUGUUUUCGAAACAACAUUUAACUUUUAAUGUCUCAAUUUGUUAAUUUUUUUGUGUGUGUGUGUUUGUUUUGUUUAGGGUUACAUUUAAUUAGUUGUACAGAUAUAAAAGUUACUUUCUUACUUGUUAAUAUACUGGUUUUGAAAUUUAAUUGGGUAUUGUAUGUUAUAUGUUAUUUUUUUUAACUGUCACUAAUUUUAUGUUGUUGGUUGUUGGGUUUGUUUUGUUUAAAUGUGUAAGGCUGUUGAGACUAAAUAGUUUAUUUAGCUUUUGUUUUUGUGUAUAUGACUAAUGAAGGAAUGUACAUAUAUAGAUAUUUAAAUCAAGGUAACAUUUGUUAUUCAAAAUAUACAGUGAUAAGAUUUGCAAUAGAGA